Molecule: messenger RNA, 1412 nt
Organism: Dentiscutata erythropus
Lineage: Eukaryota; Fungi; Glomeromycota; Glomeromycetes; Diversisporales; Gigasporaceae
Source: the annotation of a GenBank genome assembly
ACUGGAUAACAAAUGAAAGACCUGAUCUAGACUACCCACAAGACAUCCGAGAAGCAGCGUUCCUAACCAAUAUGAACGACGUUCAAUCAGUGAAAUGCGCGCUGAUUGAAUCGUUUCUAAGAUGUGACACUAAAUUAAACCAUUUAGAAAUCAAUGAAAUAAUUAGUCCCCAAAUUUUAAGUGAUAUUCAUGUAAAUUCCUCGAUUUCUAAAUUACACAUAGAUUACAACACUCUCGGGACAGCCGAAUUUACUCCCAUUUUCAAUAAUCUCGCCUUAUCUCACCUGUCCCUUGCAUGGAACACCCUUAGUUCGGAUGGAUUAGCAACAUGCCUUUUAAUAAAUACUACUUUAACUUCUUUACGCCUUGCACAUAACGUCCUUAGACCAGAAGGUGGAAGUGAGCUUGCAGAGGUUCUUCGUAAUCAUGUGUCUCUAACAUCUUUAAAAUUAAUACAUACCCGAUUUGAUUACACCGGAAAAAAAGCUCUGGCGAACGCGCUUUGCGAUAACACAUCUCUACUAUCUUUAAGUAUUCAUGACAAUGUACGGGAUUUAGAAGGUGGAGAAGUCUUUGCCGAGACUCUACGGAUGAACAAUAAUUUAGAGUCUUUGAGACUUGGAGGUGGUCAAAUCAACGGUCAAGCAGUGAUUAGUUUAGCGAAUGCUCUUUCUAGAAACACAUCCUUAACAUCAUUAGAAUUCUUGAAUUGCGAGAUUGGCCAAGAAGGAGGCGCAGCGUUGGCCCGUGUCCUCAGAGAAAAUAUCAAUUUAAAAAAUUUUGGUAUUAUCGAUGCGGACAUUGGUUCUGUGGGUGAAAUUGCGGUUAUAAAUGCUCUCAGUGAUAACACUACUUUAACCUCUUUAAACUUAGGGUUUAACCAGACAGAACCUGAAAGAGGAAGUAUAAUUGCACACGCUUUCUCUACCAAUAACACGAUAACCUCCUUAGAUCUUCAGCAUAAUAAAAUUGGUAAGAAUGGUAUAGAAGCAUUGGUGCGAGCUUUUGAAGCGAACACAUCCCUUACCGACCUGAACCUUUCGAGUAAUGAGCUUAAUGAUAAUGACAUUAAGCCUUUGAUGAACGUACUUGGAGUGAAUAUAAUAUUGAAAUAUUUGAACCUUGGUUCAAAUCAUCUUGAAGCCGGAGAACUUUUAGCAAAUGCUCUUUGUGAAAAUAAAACAUUGAUCACUUUAAUUCUUUCUGAUAAUCACCUUGAUUCUAUCGGAGGAUCGUUGUUAGUAGAAGUUCUUUGUAAAAAUAAUGAUACUCUAAGAUUCUUAGAUUUCCGAAAAAAUAAACUAGAUAUUUUAGAACGAAGGCAAUUAGCAUCGAGACUCACCAGUAGAAAGAGUUUAAUAGCAUCGAGACUCACCAGUAGAAAGAGUUUAAAUUUAAAUUAUCGACUUUAA